UGUGUUACCUCGGCGCCACAGCCUAUGGCGCCGAGCAUCAGGUCCAAACGUGCAAAUAAAAUUUCUGGGGGUCCAAACGUAAAUUUGUGUCACAAAAGGGGCUAAAACACAAAAAAUUCGGACGCUCCGGCCAUUUCCAACGUGCACGGCAAGUUCGACACGUGACGCAGGGCCCCCUCAUUGCUCUGCGCCUCUGCCUCGCCACGCCCACGGCCCACGGGCCCACUUGCCAAGGAACAUUUGCAGGCCUGCUCCCUUCCCUUGCGCGCGCCUUCCCCGACCUCUCGGCUCUCGCAGUCUCGCUCUGAUGCAUGGCGACUGGCGAAGGCGCAUUGGCGCGGGAGUCCUCCGGACAAGGCAUGCAUGUCAUCAUCCAUGUCCCUCGUGGCCCCUUGUUGCCCUACACGUCGCAGAGCCACUUGUACAUCUCUCUCGUCUCGAUCCACUGCCCGCUCGCUGCCCCGUUUAUAGCAGUGACAGGCUACCGCGCACCUCCUGAAUCCUCCUCUCAGUCACAGACACACUCGUUCGCUCGCUCUCACUCUCUGCUGUUCGUCCAUCCAUCCGGAUCCGUCUUCCUCGGUCUCCCACGAGCAGCGAGGAGGCUACAGCUGGGACCGGCCAAUGGGGAACAAACCGCCGGAGCUGUACUACGACAUCCUCCACGUUGCCAGGGACGCCUCCCCGCAGCGGGUCAGGGCGGCGUACAGGAGCCUGGUCCGCCAAUGGCACCCCGACAAGCACCCUCCGGAGUCCAGGCCAGCGGCGGAGGCCCGGUUCAAGGCCAUCACCGAGGCUUACGAGGUCACACAUUCACACCACACCACACCGUCAAAAUAUAUAUAUAUGCGCUGCUGGGCCAGCAGGGGAACAUGUCGGCGGCGCCCGCAGUCGCAGCGCGCGACGGCGAAAGGAGUAGCCCCGCCGACAAGGACCGCGCCGACUCCGCGGCGGUGUCAGCCAGGCCCAGGGCGGCGCGGAGCGGAAAGGCCGGCGGCGCGCCCUGCACGCCGGAGCGGGAGGAGCCGGCCUUCAAGACGGUGGUGUACAGCGCCAGCAGCAGCGUCGGCGGUGGCCGGGGCCGGCGCGCGCUCGCCGAGUUCUCCAGCUACGUGGUGCGCAAGGCGCCGCCGCUGGAGCGGAGGGUGGAGUGCACCCUCGAGGAGCUCUGCAGCGGGUGCCACAAGGAGGUCAGGUACACCCGCGACGUCGUCACCAAGAACGGGUGGUGUGUAAUGCUUGCUGCCUCUGCUUGCAUGUGAGGACGCCGGUCGCCGGCCAAUCGAGCAGGGGACAGUGACCCUGCACUUCCCUUGUGCAGUUCUUCUGCCUUGUGCUGCUGAUUGGACUGACCACUUACCGCGCCGUCACAUUUUCACGCUAUAGCUACCUGCUACCGGUGGAUCAACCUCGAGCGUUUCAUGUCCUGAUGAUGGCAGACUGGUCACCAAGGAGGAGGCGACGCGGACGGUCCGGGUGAAGCCCGGGAUGAGGAAAGGCGCGACGGUGACGCUGGAGGGCGCCGGCGACGAGCGGCCGGGCUGCCUGACGGGCGACGCCACGUUCGUCGUAUCCGAGAGGAGGCACCGGCGGUUCAAGCGGCUCGGCGACGACCUGGUGCUCAGGGCCCGGGUGCCGCUGGUCGGCGCGCUCACGGGGUGGCAGCUCUCGUUCAGGCUGCUCGGCGGCGACAGGUUCCGGUGCGCGUUCCGGGACGAGGUCAUCUGCCCCGGGUACGUCAAGGUCGUCAGGGGCGGCGGCAUGCCCGUCGCCGGCGGGGCCAAGGGCGCGCGCGGGGACCUCGUGGUCAAGUUCGACGUCGUGUUCCCCGAGGACCUCACGGACGAGCAGCGGAAGGGGCUCGCCGAGAUUCUGAGGGGCUGCGGAUGAAGCUUGCAGGUCAACUCAAACUGCGGCCUCGUCCUGUGACGGCUUCGUGCCGUGUAAAAAUUUUUGUUAGGCGCUUCUGUUGAUAGACAGCUCGGGACAGGAGGACUCUACAGCGCACGCUGACAGCGUGUACAUAGAUUACAGAGGUUCUGUUUUUGAACCGAUAAUAUACGUGGUUGUAACCUGCAAGAACUGUAUACGGCGAUUUUUUGUAGUUUCUCUUUUAUUUAUUACGUGGAUCUAAAUAUUUAUCGGUUACCACACCAGCUAGCAAAAAUAUCUCGUCUCAUUU
Molecule: messenger RNA, 2182 nt
Organism: Zea mays
Lineage: Eukaryota; Viridiplantae; Streptophyta; Magnoliopsida; Poales; Poaceae
Exons: 3
Coding region: 312-1262 (316 amino acids)
Cellular component (GO): cytosol
Molecular function (GO): protein-folding chaperone binding
Source: RefSeq, a predicted model, not a curated record